Closterium sp. Naga37s-1 is the source of this 564-nucleotide messenger RNA. NCBI's taxonomy places the organism in Eukaryota, Viridiplantae, Streptophyta, Zygnematophyceae, Desmidiales, Closteriaceae. The record is from the annotation of a GenBank genome assembly.
AUGGCAGGGAACAGGUGCGGGGCGUGCGGGCAGGAGCUGGAGUCAGACAACCUACUGAGAAUCCAUCUGUAUCGCAAUGACACGUGCAGGGACACGCUGCUCGAGAGGCUCGAGAGUAGGGCGGUGGAGGCGUUGGCGGAGGCUUUGGCCGAGAACGUCGCCGACGUGAGGCGGUUUGGGGAGGAACACGCGCCGGACGACAUGGUGCCGUGGCUCAAGGCAGAGAUUGAGGUGCGGGGCCCCGGAGGAAGGUCUCAGAUGCUGGAACUGCUGUACAAGGACACCAAGCUGGCGGAACUGCCGGAGGAGGAUUCUAUGGUGCUGGGUGUCAUCUCGUACAGCGACAGCACUUACGCGUCGGGGAACAGACGCCUACAGGCAUGGCCAAUGUUGAUGGGUUUGGUCAAUGUCCCGGAGGAGUUACGGUGGCGUGAGCCUGGGCACGCGCUAGUGGGUGUGCUCCCUUUUCCGCCGGAGUGGGCAUCGGCGACGGAGAAGACGCGGGUGUAUCAGGAGGCGUAUCGCAUCGUGAUGGGUCCGCUCAUGCGUGAGAGCCGCGAGUAA